AUGUCUCGCUUCUCACCGUGGUUUUAUGAUUUUGACGACUUCUACGACAACUGGACAUCGAGAUUCUCUGAUCCAAACUUCGGGAUUAGCUUCCAUCCACGUGAAUUGAGAUCUGCCAGGACAUUGCCACGUCUCCUGAGGACUCCAUCGGGCUACACACGCAACUGGUCUCUGUCCACAGCCACUGAUCGCAGCAAGGAUGACGCCAAGCAGCCUGUGCUGAAUGAGAAGGAUGGCUUCCAGGUGUGCCUCGAUGUGCAGCACUUUAGCCCCAAUGAAAUCACCGUGAAAACCGUCGACAACUACAUCGUAGUCGAAGGAAAGCACGAAGAGCGUGAAGAUGAUCAUGGACUCGUCUCCAGGCAAUUUGUCCGGCGCUACGCCCUUCCCAAGGGCUUCAACAUGAGCGACGUUGUGUCCACGCUCUCAUCAGACGGUGUUCUCACCAUCAAAGCACCACCAGUUAACAAGUCCGUUGAGAAUAAGGAAAAGGUCAUCCAGAUCCAAAUUACCGGCCCAGCCCAUCUCACGGUCAAGGACGACACCAAAACUGAGGAGAAGCCCGAAAAGGCAGAGUGCUAAAGAAAGCUUCAUUCUCUUCAUUCGCCUCAUUACUUCUCUACUCUCAUAAAGCCCCUUAAAUUAACCCAAAAAGAAUUUCUUCUUAAACUUUUUGUACUGAUGGAAUAAAAAUAUAAAAAAUUUUUUUUCAAAUUUUCA
This is a messenger RNA of Lutzomyia longipalpis, 720 nucleotides long. Its product is annotated as heat shock protein 27-like. Lineage: Eukaryota; Metazoa; Arthropoda; Insecta; Diptera; Psychodidae. The record is from RefSeq and is a predicted model, not a curated record. The coding region runs from base 1 to 582 and encodes 193 amino acids. Gene Ontology annotation, biological process: response to heat; protein refolding. The transcript has a single exon. Gene Ontology annotation, molecular function: protein folding chaperone.